This is a messenger RNA of Diprion similis, 4323 nucleotides long. Its product is annotated as E3 ubiquitin-protein ligase RNF19B-like. Gene Ontology annotation, molecular function: ubiquitin conjugating enzyme binding; ubiquitin protein ligase activity; zinc ion binding. NCBI's taxonomy places the organism in Eukaryota, Metazoa, Arthropoda, Insecta, Hymenoptera, Diprionidae. The record is from RefSeq and is a predicted model, not a curated record. Gene Ontology annotation, cellular component: ubiquitin ligase complex; cytoplasm. Gene Ontology annotation, biological process: protein polyubiquitination; positive regulation of proteasomal ubiquitin-dependent protein catabolic process; ubiquitin-dependent protein catabolic process. The transcript is spliced from 13 exons. Bases 306 to 3212 code for a protein of 968 amino acids.
AGUUUGCGACGCAGUUUCCAGUCUACCAUAAGAUCGUCAACACGGCUCGUGGGGAAAGCACUCAGCUGUUGUGACAGGCGAGGGGGAUCUUAACCAACAAAAUUCGCUGAAUACCACCAAGGUUCGUAGAAUUUUCGACAUUUCGUUUGUCAAGAUAGUUCAUCAAGCUAUUCUUCACCUGAUGUACUAAUUCGGGGGACAAACUUUAUCGACACGGCGGCCAGGUAGCGAUCUAAACCGAUACUUCAUAACAAUUCUGGAAAUAGUAUGGAAUCAUUUUAACUAAGAUAUACGAAAACCAUAACAUGCGGAAAGAAGUUGAAAAUGGAGGUGGGUGUAACGGCGCUGCGACCAGACCUCGAAGAUUACUUCCCCGAUUUUCCCUGCGAAGACUUUUGUACUCCAGCCCGCUUCUUGGACGACGUUUUGCCCGCGCGACGAGUUCUAGCAAUCGCACAGCUAAAGCUAAAGAUGCAGUCGACGGAAGAGCAGGAGAUGUAGAAAAAGGCGAAACGCGCGGAACCAGUGUUUCCAGCCAGCCGCAGUCCCACACAAUAGACAUGCAGCAUGUCACGAGCAAAAGCUCUGUCCCCAAUAACGCAGGAACGAGCCUUGAAAAUGGCUUGAUGGAGUGUCCCCUGUGCUUAGCCGAGCUUUCUGCUGAGUCCUUCCCUGUCGUUCAGUCUUGCGAUCAUCAAAGCUGUUAUGAUUGUUACCAGCAAUAUCUCAAGGUUGAAAUAUCGGAAUCCAGGGUCAACAUUGCCUGUCCUGAAUGCUCAGAACUUUUACAUCCCACAGAUAUACGAAUGAUCCUGAAUGAUCAAGCUCAGUUUGAAAAAUACGAAGAUUUCAUGGUGCGAAGAGUUCUCGCUGUUGAACCGGAUACCAGGUGGUGUCCUGCGCCUGAUUGUAGCUUUGCCGUAAUUGCCACUGGCUGUGCCUCCUGUCCUAAACUACGAUGCGAACGACUUGGGUGUGAUUCGUACUUUUGCUACCACUGUAAAGCCAGGUGGCAUCCUAAUCAAACUUGCGACGCAGCCAGAGCGCAGAGAUCUCAGUACUACGAUCGUAGCUCAUCUCUCAGCUUUAGCCAAAGUGACUCGCAACACAGAGAUGAUAUCAAGCCGUGUCCUAGAUGUCAAGUGCUGAUUGUCAAAAUGGACGAUGGCAGUUGUAAUCACAUGACUUGUGCCGUGUGCGGCGCCGAGUUUUGUUGGCUGUGUAUGAAAGAAAUCAGUGACCUUCAUUAUCUCAGUCCGUCUGGAUGCACGUUUUGGGGUAAAAAGCCUUGGUCAAGAAAAAAGAAAAUCCUCUGGCAACUUGGAACUCUGGUUGGAGCUCCAGUCGGUAUUGGUCUUGUUGCUGGUAUCGCAGUGCCUGCCAUGAUUAUAGGAAUUCCCGUCUGGGUGGGACGGAAGCUUUACACGAGAUACGAAAACGCUAACAAACACAAGAGAAAUGCUUUCAUCGCUGGAGGUGUAACUGCAUCGGUCCUAGUAUCUCCGGUGUUAGCUGGACUGGCAGUGGGUAUCGGAGUUCCUAUACUUUUGUUUUAUGUUUACGGAGUCGUUCCUGUGUCUCUUUGCCGAAGCGGGGGCUGUGGAGUUUCAACAAAUGGAGCCGGUGUUCGGUUCGAUUUCGACGAUGAAAAUGAGCUUAUGGGAGCAUUCAGCAACAAGAAUACCGGAGACGCGUCAUCAAUAGAUGCUGCCAGUCACAGAGGUGCGAAUCCCUCGAUCGGAGAAGCCUCGUUAUCUCUGGGUAGCGGCAGUCAGUUAAACGAUCAAGAUGUAGCGACGUACAACUACAUAGUGUCCGCCGGCGCCAGUCUCGCCGCCAGUAUAGCAUCGACACUCUUGCCUGGUGGCCAAAGACUGGAGGUUCAAGCCGACGUAGCAUCCACACAAAGAUUCAGUCUUAGUAGCGAAACUGCGUCAGCCGCUACUAGCCUGUCUGAAAAGUCUGUCAAUGCUUCUAUUGCUCCGGACGACGGUGCAGCUUCAACAAGGGCCUUAGCUGGCUCAGUUUUAAAUUUCAAGGUCGACAGUGGAACGACAAAUAGUGUACGUAACACUGAGGGUGAUUCGGAAGCUGGUACGACAGCAGAAAACCAUGUCGAUACGGCCGGACAAGCCGCUUCUCUCAGUUCCUUGGAGGAGCUUGCAUCUGGUUUGGCCAGACGCGCACGUCGCAGGCCAAUUCUUGACCGUCAACUUAGCGAUUCCAGUAGCUGGACUACUUGCGGUGAAGACGGAGGAUCAGAAAGGGUCCGUUUCGAUGAUCAUGUUAGUUUUAUUGAAGCUGACCAGGAGGCUGGUCCUAGCAGUGGCUGCAGCACAGCAAAUCGGGGCCCGGGAAGGCGUAAGCGAAACAAGGACCACGAUCAGGAAAUCGAAAUAGCGUCGAGAUCUCCUUCGAAUCCAAGAUCUUCCAACAAUGAUUCUAACGUCGACGCUGCGGCAGAUGAUCACCCGAGGGAGAGGGUAAACGUCGCUACUCUGCGCAGUGUGUUCUUUCACAAUGGUUCAAAUUUUGAAAGAGAAAAGCGACUACCUGUGAUAGAAGAACCUUGUCCCAUCGAGACGCGACAAAGCCGUGUGGUCAAAGAAGCAAAGCCUAUAAUCGCAUCACGACCAACCCAUAGCGCCGAUGUCGAAGUACCAGAACUUCCUCAGCGAUCGUAUCAUGUCAUAAAGGAGGAGACGCCUCGUAUGGCGUCGAAAUCACCCCCCCUGUCAGAUGUGGAAGUGCCAGAAAUUGCGUCGCGACCAAAUCACGUGAUAAUGGAAGAGACGCCCCCAAUGGCAACGCGACCAACGCAGAUAGUCGAAAUUGAAGAACCGAAAAUGGCAUCGAAAUACGACUACAUAAUAGAGAAAGAAAGACAACCAGAAAUUGCAUCGCUACCAAAUCACGUGAUAAUGGAAGAGACGCCCCCAAUGGCAACGCGACCAACGCAGAUAGUCGAAAUUGAAGAACCGAAAAUGGCAUCGAAAUACGACUACAUAAUAGAGAAAGAAAGACAACCAGAAAUUGCAUUGCGACCAGGCAAUGUAAUGGACGAAAAAAUUAUUUGCCCCGUUGAGUCGAAACAUAGCCAUGUUCUCGAAGUUGAGAAAUCUUGCCCAGUAGCAUCUCCCCAUUAUCAACUCACGCAAAGUUAUUGCGAGAAUGACAAUGUUCGUAUCAAGGAGGAUAAUUCUCAUUGCUGAAAUGAAUUUACGGUAAGAUGAGAGUUAUGUUUAUAGUUGUGCUUAAUACCCUGCAACAUGCCUUAGAACGCGCAUGAAAAUGAAUUCGCGGAACAUGCAUUCCUGGCAUUCUGAUAUGUGCGUCGGACAUGUAAGUAUUCACACAUGGAUGAUGAUUUUGAUUACAAUUACAUGUUGAGUUGUUAUCCGCUUCGUGAAACCGAAAAAUCCUGUUACGCUAAUAAACAGCAUAUUCGACGUCUACGCGAGCAGAUUUAAUCAGUAACGACGAGUCGAUAUGGUAUACUAAGAAGUAUUAAUCGCGAUUCAGGGUGCUUGAGCAACUCAAGACGACUUCUGUGCAAGCAACGCGCCUUCACGCUCAACUCUUUGAAAUUUCUGUCGGUGUAUCGCAUAACGUUGAAAUGCAGAAGUAUAGUAACGUCAACGUUUUAUGUUUGUCAAUGUUUGUGACGAUAAGCGAUAAUCGUAAUUUGCAACGAUUUGGCGUGAGAAUGAGUUUAAGAAAUUGAACAUUUCUUCAACGAAACUCGACACUAUCUAGUCAAAUAAAGAAUGAAAAAACAGAAAUCACUAAAAUAUACACUCUAACAUAGUCAAAGAGAAGACAAUAUCACAGUGUGGUGCGACGAUUAGAAAACUAAAAUCUGAAGUCGCAUUGCAAUUUAUGUAAAUUUUAAUUGGUCAAUGAUCACAUGUUCACUUUUCCAUCACUCGAAAAUACCGUAUGACUAGCCAGAUUAUGCAUUUUUUUUUUUUACUUUUAAACUGUAACUUUCUUUGGUGUUACGUCACUUCGCCCAUCAACCUAUGAAACUACUCUUUUGUGAAGAUUUCACAAUUUAUCACAUCAUUUUUGCUUCAUUCUAAAAACUGAUCUUUGAGUAUAAUCAAAGUUUUGAUAUUGUUCAAAUUGAAUUGCAGUGAUUUCUUUAAAAUUACCAACUUUUCCUGCACAUGACAAAUUCUCUGACAGUGUAUUCUUUCUAGAUUUUAUAUCCAAUUGACAAUCCAAAUUCGAAUUGUAAAUUACAUAUAAUUCGACAGCAGACAGAUUUAUUCUCAUUUCUUAAUCCCUGGUGGAUACGAAAAAUAGAAAUACGUUUCAAAC